AGCAACCUCCCGCUUCAACUCGGUUUCGUGGGGGUCUCCCACCAAGAUUUUGCUGAUUUUCUAUUCGCAAAGCUUCGAUUUUUUUCUCAAUUAAAGGAAGAAUGUCUUCUUCAAGGAAAAGGGCUCGAGCAAUCUCUUCCGUUGCUGCGUUUGCGUUCUUUCUCCUCAUCAUUCUUCAGGUCCCUCUUUUCAGGGUUCCAUGUAGGAUUGGAAUGUGCACAACACCAAUGCAGGUUACAUCCUCUCAGUUGUUUGCGAGCGAACUCUUCCCUCAGUCUGUAGUUAAAGCUCUUCUCUAUCCGGGAGCUGUUGCCAAUGCUUUUGUGAUGAGCAAGACCAUACCAAGCUAUGAUGACUUGCUAGACACUUACAAUUUCGCCAAUUCGAAGGCGGUUUCAUCAGCUAUAGAUCUUCGACGCAUUGAGGUACUCGCGGGGAGCUACUUAAUGGUGGCAGGAGCUCUUCUUAGUCUCAUGAAGCCAGUGAAGAUGAGCUUUUUCGGUGCGCUUCUAGUCAUUUGGGGCCUGGCUAGGGAAGUCAUGCUUGCAAAGACUGCUUACUCCAAUCCAACAAAAUCCAUUUGUAUGUACCCGGCGUUGUUCUUUGCAGCAGUUUCUGCCUACGCCUCAAUGCGGAAGGAUGUGAGAAAGAUAGUACGUAUGUGCAGAACUAGGGAGGUCGAUAUGCAUAGACUGAAACAUGAGAAAGCAAAACACAAAUAAAAGAUAGUUAUAUCCAUCUGUAUAUGACAUCUAGUACGAUUCUUUGCAAAAUACUAGAAUUAGAAGGAUUAACUGAGAAAUCAUAUUUUUCGCUGGGCGAACCAGCCUUGUGUAAAGCAACUCUAGAAAAAAAUAUGACAUGAUUAGGAGCUGCAUUAGAGCAUUUCAUCAA
Syzygium oleosum is the source of this 894-nucleotide messenger RNA. RefSeq lists its product as uncharacterized. NCBI's taxonomy places the organism in Eukaryota, Viridiplantae, Streptophyta, Magnoliopsida, Myrtales, Myrtaceae. Bases 102 to 722 code for a protein of 206 amino acids. The transcript has 3 exons. The record is from RefSeq and is a predicted model, not a curated record.